Molecule: messenger RNA, 3978 nt
Organism: Vitis riparia (riverbank grape)
Lineage: Eukaryota; Viridiplantae; Streptophyta; Magnoliopsida; Vitales; Vitaceae
Product: putative disease resistance protein RGA3
Exons: 4
Coding region: 104-3292 (1062 amino acids)
Biological process (GO): defense response to other organism
Molecular function (GO): ADP binding
Source: RefSeq, a predicted model, not a curated record
AUCACUUACAGCCUUCUGAUCGUCUCUCAUCGUCUCUCUAGCUACACUUCCAUUCCAUCUACUUUCCAUCCUCUGCAGUAUUAUUUUCUUUGCUAUUUCAAAUAUGGCUGAACAAAUUCCAUUCGGUAUUGCUGAGAACCUUUUGAUGAAGCUGGGCUCUGCUGUUUUCCAUGAAAUUGGAUUAAUGUAUGGUGUCGGAGGUGAGCUGAGAAAGCUUAAGGAGAAACUGUCCACCGUCGGAGCUGUGCUUCUUGAUGCUGAGGAGAAGCAGGAGACCAGCCACGCAGUAGCAGAGUGGGUCAGGAGGCUUAAAGAUGUUGUGUAUGAUGCUGAUGACUUGUUGGACGACUUUGCAACCGAAGACUUGAGGAGAAAGACUGAUGAUCGUGGAAGAUUCGCGGCACAAGUGAGUGACUUCUUCUCACCUUUGAAUCAUCUUGCUUUUCGGUCUAAGAUGGCUCAUAGAAUAAAGGCUAUUAGAGAAAGGCUAGAUGAUAUUGCAAAUGAUAUCUCCAAGUUCAAUUUAAUUUCCGGAGUCAUACCUGAUGUCCCAGUAAGGAAUAGGGAGUGGCGAGAGACGAGCUCUGUUGUGGAGAAAUCUCAUAAAAUUGUGGGUAGAGAGGAAAACAAAAGGGAGAUAAUAGAGUUGUUGAUGCAAUCAAGUACUCAAGAAAGUCUGUCAAUGGUUGUGAUUGUAGGCAUGGGGGGCUUAGGCAAGACCACCCUUGCUCAGUUGGUUUACAACGACCAAGGGGUGGUAAGCUAUUUUAAUCUUAAAAUGUGGGUUUGUGUUUCGGAUGAUUUCGAUGUAAAAGUACUGGUUAGAAAUAUCAUAAAGUCUGCAACUAAUAGAGAUGUGGAAAACUUGGAGUUAGAUCAGUUGCAAGAACUCCUUAAGCAGAACUUAGAUGGGAAGAAAUAUUUUCUUGUGUUAGAUGAUGUCUGGAACGAGGACAAAAGGAAAUGGGGUCAGUUCAUAACCUUAUUGCCUGUUGGUGCAAAUGGGAGUAAAAUUUUGGUGACCACUCGAAGCACAAGAGUUGCAUCAGUUAUAGGAAUUGAUUCCCCAUAUAUUGUGGAAGGUCUUAAAGAUGAUGAGUCUUGGGAUUUGUUUGAAAGUCUUGCAUUUAAAAAGGGAGAAGAGCAAAUGCAUCCAAACCUUGUAGCCAUAGGAAAAGAAAUUGUAAAGAUGUGCAAAGGAGUUCCUCUGGUCAUCGAGACUUUAGGCGGGAUGUUGUACUUCAAUACCCAAGAAAGGCAUUGGUUGAGCAUUAAAAAAAAUAAAAAUCUUGUACUUCUUGGAGAAAAAAAUGAUAUUUUACCGAUAUUGAGGUUAAGCUAUGACAAUCUUCCCGUCCAUUUGAAACAAUGUUUUGCCUAUUGUGCAUUGUUUCCCAAAGAUUCUAUAAUUGAAAAAAAGUUGUUAGUACAACUAUGGAUGGCACAAGGUUACCUUCAACCAUAUGAUGAGAAUAUAGAUUUAGAGGAUGUUGGUAAUCAAUAUUUUGAAGAUUUAUUGUCAAGGUUAUUGUUUCAAAAAGUUGAAAAUGAAUAUGAUAACAAUAUGUUAAGUUAUAAAAUGCAUGACUUAAUUCAUGAUCUUGCACAAUCCAUUGUAGAGUCGGAGGUUAUCAUUGUAACAGAUGAUGUGAAGAUUAUUUCAGAAAGAAUUCAUCAUGUGUCAUUAUUUACAAAACACAAUGAAAUUUCCAAGGAUUUAAUGGGCAAAUCCAUCAGGACUUUCUUUAUGGGCCCCGUCAGGACUUCCUUUAUGGGCCCCAACUUUGUGGUUGAUCAUGAUAGUUCUAUAACUAGACUCCUUUCAAGCUUAAAAGGUUUGCGGGUAAUGAAGAUGGAGUUCCUACCAUUUAAGGCUGUGUCAUCUUUAGCGAAACUAAGCCAUCUAAGAUAUCUUGAUAUUUCUUUUGGGUCGUUUGAAACCCUCCCAAAUGCUAUUACAAGAUUGAAGCAUUUACAGACAUUGAAGCUUUUCUUUUGUUCCGAUCUGAAAGAAUUGCCGAGAAAUAUGAAAAAAUUGAUCAACCUAAGGCAUCUUGAGAUUGAUGAAGAAAAUAAAUUAAGUUAUAUGCCACGUGGGUUGGGAGAUUUGACUAAUCUUCAAACCUUGCCAUUAUUCUGGGUAGGGAAUGAUGGUGGGGAAUCCAGGCACAAGAGAAUGGGUAGGUUGAAUGAACUGAGAUUCCUUAACAAUCUCAGAGGAAAACUACAAAUUAAAAAUCUUUCAAAUGCCAGAGGCAGUGAAGCUAAGGAAGCCAUUUUGGAGGGUAAACAGUACCUUGAGUGCUUGAGAUUAGAUUGGGAGGGACAAGAAGCUACCGACGAGAGUGAGGAGGACGAGAGUGAGGAGGCAGUGUUAGUGAUGGAAAGCCUGCAACCACAUCCAAAUCUGAAGGAGCUCUUCAUAAUUUGUUACACAGGUGUGAGAUUCCCAAAUUGGAUGAUGAAUGAUGGGUUGGAUUUGUUGCUCCCAAACCUAGUCGAAAUUGAAAUAUCGUCUUGCGAUAGAAGCAAAGUUCUGCCACCUUUUGCACAACUUCCUUCUCUUAAAUAUCUAGAACUUUUCAAGCUAAUAGCUGUGGAGUGCAUGAUGGAUUACCCUUCAUCAGCAAAGCUAUUCUUCCCAUCUCUGAAGACACUCCAACUUUCUCAUUUGCCUAAUUUGAAGGGAUGGGGAAUGAGGGAUGUAGCAGCAGAGCAAGCUCCUUCAUAUCCUUAUCUUGAGGGUCUACGGCUGGACAACACCACUGUGGAGCUAUGCUUACAUUUGAUCUCUGUCUCUUCUUCAUUGAAGUCUCUGUCUAUUAGACGCAUAAAUGAUCUGAUAUCUCUGCCAGAGGGGCUUCAACAUCUUUCCACCCUACAAACUCUCACAAUUAGGGAUUGCUCAACGGAGCUAUGCUUACAUUUGAUAUCUUUUUCUUCUUCAUUGAAGUCUCUGUCUAUUAUAGAAAUGAAAGAUCUGAUAUCUCUGCCAGAGGGGCUUCAACAUCUUUCCACCCUACAAACUCUCACAAUUGAAUAUUUAUAUGGUUUGGCAACUUUACCAGACUGGAUCGGCCGCCUCACAUCACUUUCAGAGAUUUACAUUCAAGGGUGCCCUUAUUUAACAUCACUGCCAGAAGAGAUGCGAUCCCUCCGCCAUCUACACACACUUGAAAUCCAUGGAUCUCCAUACUUAUAUGAAAGAUGCCAAAAGGAAACUGGUGAAGAUUGGCCUAAGAUUUCUCAUAUUCCCAAAAUUAUCAUUCGGGAUGGUGAAGCAGAUAUGUGAAGCUUGCCUUGUCUCUUUAAUGAAUGCGUCAUCCACAAUAAAUUUCGGCGGAGGAUAACCGAUGCAUAUGGAACGAGUUAGCUCACUUACAUCACAUUCCCAACCUAUACUCUUUUUAGCAUGUUGUCCAUACUUUGUCUCCACUAUUCAGUAGAACAACAAUAUACCACUUGAGCAAGGAGCACAUAUUAUUGAAUCCAUGUGGUAAGUGGUUAAUUCUCGUCUCUCAAGUUUCUUGAUCGUGGGAAUCUAAAUGCUUUGGGGCGCAUGGAUAACAAUAGCGACAUAUCUCCCUCAUUUUCAUUGAGAGGCAAGUUGAUUUGAGGGGAGUAUAAAAUAAGGAGAACUAGCAGGACCAUUCUUCCCAUUCCUACCAUGAUGGAGGAAAAGAGAUGGUGGAGGGAUAGUAUCAAUAUCACUAGCAAAACAACAAAUUUGAAGGGAUUACCCAUCAUCAGCAAAGCCAUUAUUCCCAUGUCUGAGGACACUCCAACUUUUUUAUUUGCCCAAUUUGGAGGGAUGGGGAAGGAGGGAUGUAGCAGCAGAGCAAGCUCCUUCAUAUCCUUAUCUUGAGGAUCUAAAGCUGAGAAACAUCAGUACGGAGCUAUGCUCACAUUUGAUCUCUGCCUCUUCUUCAUUGAAGUCUCUGUAUAUUAAUGAAAUAGAAGAUCUGAUAUCUCUGCCAG